UUCUUGGGCGCCUCGUCACUUCCCCUGCCCUCGCUGUCCCGGCGGUUCACCGAGCUAACUCACUGGAUGCGGCCGGACUAUGACCCCAGGGGCGCCGCUGCUGCUGCUGCUGGGGGCACUGGGGGCGUCGCUCGCCCCAGGCGUCCGCGGCUCGGAGGCGGAAAGCCGGCUUCGCGAGAAACUUUUCUCGGCCUAUGAUAGCUCGGUGCGGCCCGCGCGGGAGGUGGGAGACCGCGUCAGGGUCAGCAUUGGUCUCAGACUGGCGCAACUCAUCAGCCUGAACGAGAAGGAUGAGGAGAUGAGCACAAAGGUGUACUUAGACCUGGAGUGGACUGACUACAGGCUGAGCUGGGACCCCGCAGAGUACGAGGGCAUCGAUUUGCUCCGAGUCAAGGAUCAAUCCGUGUGGCUACCAGACGUGGUGCUACUGAACAACAAUGACGGAAAUUUUGAAGUUGCUCUGGGUAUUAAUGUCGUGGUAGCCUCCGACGGCUCUGUGCGCUGGCAGCCCCCAGGCAUCUAUCGCAGCAGCUGCAGCAUCCAGGUCACCUACUUUCCCUUUGACUGGCAGAACUGCACCAUGGUGUUCAGUUCCUAUAGCUAUGACAGCUCAGAGGUCAGCCUGCACACUGGCUUGGGUCCAGAUGGGCAGGAGCAGCAGGAAGUGCAUAUUCAUGAAGGGACCUUCAUUGAAAAUGGCCAGUGGGAGAUUAUCCACAAGCCUUCUCGACUAAUCCAGCCUUCGGUGGAUCCUAGAAAAGGGGAAGAAGGACAACGUGAAGAAGUCACCUUCUACCUCAUCAUUCGUCGGAAGCCACUCUUCUACCUAGUCAACGUCAUUGCCCCAUGCGUCCUCAUCACUGUCCUGGCCAUCUUUGUCUUCUACCUACCACCAGAUGCAGGUAGAGAAAUGGGGCUCUCAAUCUUCGCCCUGCUGACUCUUACUGUGUUCCUGCUGCUGUUGGCAGGCAAAGUGCCUGAAACCUCUCUGUCUGUCCCCAUCAUUGUCAAGUAUCUCAUGUUUACCAUGGUCCUCGUCACCUUCUCAGUCAUCCUUAGCGUCGUUGUUCUCAACCUGCACCAUCGUUCACCUCACACCCACCAAAUGCCCCUUUGGGUUCGUCAGAUCUUCAUCCACAAACUCUCACUGUACCUGGGUCUGAAGAGACCCAAACCUGAGAGGGACCAGAUGCCAGAGCCACCUUCUGUAGCCCUCAGGGAUUCUCCAGGAAGUGGCUGGGGUCGGGGAACAGAUGAAUAUUUCAUCCGGAAGCCACCGAGUGAUUUUCUCUUUCCCAAACCCAAGAGGUUCCAGCCUGAAAUGUCUGCCCUGGAUCUACGGCGAUUUAUCGAUGGUCCAAACCGGGUUGUUAGCCUGCCCCCCGAGCUACGGGAGGUCGUUUCCUCCAUCAGUUACAUCGCUGGACACCUGCAGGAACAGGAGGACCACGACGCGUUGAAGGAAGACUGGCAAUUUGUGGCCAUGGUAGUGGACCGCCUCUUCCUGUGGACCUUCAUCAUCUUCACGAGUGUCGGGACCCUCGUCAUCUUUCUGGAUGCUACAUACCACUUGCCCCCUGCCGACCCCUUUCCUUAGGACCUAGGGCCAGCACCCAAGUCCUCAGCCUGCUGAACUGAUAGUUGGGCAGCACUUUAGAGCCCUAUUCCUUUCUGCAUAUUAACUCUGGCACAAGGGAUCCAGUUAUCUCCUUUGUUUCCAGGAAGAGAGCCCAAGUGGGACUGGGAAUACUUGGGCCCACCAGAAAUGCUGUCAGCUUAUUUACUCUUUGGCUUCUUAAAGAAGCUUCUAACACCCAGUUUCCCAGUAAAACAGAGCAAAGAACUAGACUGUAAGCCUUAUGGAGGAUGGGAACUGUGCCUUAUUCACUGUAAUAUCCCCAGCACCUAACACAUCCUGCUUAACAUUUGUUGAAAUAAAUAGGGACAUUUUUGCUGGAAGGAAAAAAAUUAGCACUUAUGUUUUGCAUGUUGGUAAUAGUGGUAAUUUUUCCUUUGUUUAUAUGUUUCUGUAACUUACUAUGUUUUGAAAUAAGUAUUAUGUUUAGGAUUAAAAAAAAGGUUAUUUCUAAAAGGAUGUAUUUGCAAUGAGUGGAAAAAAUAGCACUUUAAUAUACCCAAGCCCCAGCUUUGGAGUUAAUGAUGCAGCUGCCCGCUACUCUGAGGAUCAUAUGAGAAGAUGGGAACAAGAACAUUAUGCAACAUGUAUCAGAGGCUGUAAACUUGUGUGUGUUGUUUGGCCCAUGACAUCAGCCUGCAUAAUUUUAAA
Molecule: messenger RNA, 2287 nt
Organism: Phyllostomus discolor (pale spear-nosed bat)
Lineage: Eukaryota; Metazoa; Chordata; Mammalia; Chiroptera; Phyllostomidae
Gene: CHRNB1
Product: cholinergic receptor nicotinic beta 1 subunit
Biological process (GO): nervous system process; chemical synaptic transmission; regulation of membrane potential
Cellular component (GO): synapse; postsynaptic membrane; neuron projection
Molecular function (GO): acetylcholine-gated monoatomic cation-selective channel activity; transmembrane signaling receptor activity
Source: RefSeq, a predicted model, not a curated record